UCAACUUCGGGGAGCAUUCCAUCACCGCGAAUUGACCAUGGUGCUGUCUUUAUACCUCCAUAUAAUCAAAUAUUAAUAUUUUAUGGAUCUAAUGAUACUUCAAUUAUGGCACUUGACACAUUAAUGUUUGUGUGGUCAGUUGCUACAAUUUCAAAUAUUGGUGGUUCUCCAUCAAGUCUAUUUAGUUUUGCUUCAACUCUAAUUGGAGCUUAUAUCCUUAUUGCAUUUGGAAGAACUA
Racocetra persica is the source of this 238-nucleotide messenger RNA. The record is from the annotation of a GenBank genome assembly. NCBI's taxonomy places the organism in Eukaryota, Fungi, Glomeromycota, Glomeromycetes, Diversisporales, Gigasporaceae.